Molecule: messenger RNA, 1248 nt
Organism: Exophiala oligosperma
Lineage: Eukaryota; Fungi; Ascomycota; Eurotiomycetes; Chaetothyriales; Herpotrichiellaceae
Exons: 2
Coding region: 175-1155 (326 amino acids)
Biological process (GO): L-histidine biosynthetic process
Cellular component (GO): cytoplasm
Molecular function (GO): histidinol-phosphatase activity
Source: RefSeq, a predicted model, not a curated record
GUUGGUCGACUUUUCUAGACGUCAAUAGAUUGUGACAAAGGCAACUCAACGAAGUCAUCGUCGGUGGGAUAGUCCGGUGUUUCCGAUCUGUACCACCACCGAACAUUACAAGAUAACAAGGUGGACUCGUGGACCGCGUAACUACCAUAACAAACUCGGUAUAUUCCAAGCCAAAUGCCGUACUCGCAUCACAGCCACUCUGGCCAAUUCUGCCCGGGCCACGCUCGAGAUCGACUCGAGGAGGUCGUCGAGGCCGCGUUAUCCAAGCGGAUGCAGGUCCUGGCCCUGACGGAGCACAUGCCGCGGCACGACGACGAUCGCUACCCGGAAGAAGUCGAGGCGGGCAUGACUUUUGCUUCGUACCACCUCGAGAACGAACGGGCCUACUUUGAGGAAGCCGAGCGGUUACGAGAAAAGUACCAAGGUCGCAUCGAUCUUCUCGUCGGGUUCGAAGGGGAAUGGAUCCGACCGCAGGAGUCAGCAGACCUCGUCCGGAGGAGCCUGGACGUCUACCGCCCGGACUUCUUCAUCGGCUCGGUCCAUCACGUGCACACGAUCCCCAUCGACUACGACGGAGAAAUGUACGGGCGGGCGAGACAGGUCGCGGGGGGGACGGACGAACGACUCUUCGAGGACUAUUUCGACUCCCAGGCGGACAUGCUGCGAUCCCUCAGACCGCCCGUCGUGGGCCACUUUGACCUGAUCCGUCUAAAGAGUGACGACCCAGACGGGAGUUUUGUGGCCAUGAAGGGUGUGUGGGAACGAAUCUUGAACAAUCUAGACUACAUUGCCUCGUACGGAGGAGUGCUCGAAAUCAACACUGCCAGUCUGCGGAAGGGACUGGAUGAACCGUACCCUAAAGCGGAGAUUUGCCAGGCUGCCCUGGAGCGAAAGAUCCGAUUCUGUCUCUCGGACGAUAGUCACGGGUGUGACCAGGUUGCUACCAACUAUUCUCGCGUAUUACCGUUCCUCGACAAGGCGGGCAUCUCCCAGUUGACCUACCUGAAGCGAGGAGCAGGGAGCUCUGUCCCUUCUUCUUCUCCUCCUUCUUCCAAUACAGGGGUGGUGUUGGAGGACAAGAGAUUUCCAAAUUUGUGCUUUGAAACCGUAAAAGUCAAAGACAUUCGCCAUCAUCCCUUUUGGACAUGUUUAUAGAGAGCUUCCUUCAUCUUCAUAGCCAGUCAAUAUAUUUGCCAUGCAAAGAGAACAUACUCCGUACCUGGAGUAGGUCUUUUGGGUAAAAUUACC